AGUAGCAGACGAUCGUUUGGCUCGGCGAGUCGUGUUUACUCAGUGGCUGUGUAUUAUCUCCUACAAAACUAUUGAAUUAUUACCGACAUAACUUCAUUCAUUAAAAGCAUAUAGAUACAUGUGACAUAGAUAGUGUUCAAGUGGAAAUUAUAAAUAAAUUACUGGAAUUUAAGGAAUUAAAAACAACAUAUACAUCAACCAAGAUUGAUUGUGAAUUUUAAAAGUUGAAAAGCUUGACGAUAUUCUUACGGGAUGGAUGUGAAAUUCGGAUUACUCCUGUUAGCUUUGACAGUACUGCGUGUGGAGGGUACAGGUACCUUGAUUACCAAACCGAACGUGAAGGGCAUGUUAGGAGGCACGGUUGACCUUGAGUGUACCUUUCAGCCUACUGAGACGUGGUACGUCAUGCAAUGGAGAAAACGUUUGCCUAACGAUGUUGAGGUCAUCUUGGUAAACUUACCGCCAAAACCCGAGAGCAUGGCAGCAGGACUAUUUCCGUCUGAUGUCGUUCUAUCGCCGACAUGGGCAGACGACAGCAUGAAGUCUCGAGGACGGACAAACGUUGGUCAUAAUGACACAUCCAUUAACUUCAACAUCAAACUCUACGAUUUUGAGUGUACUGACGUGGGGACGUACGUCUGUGUCGUCACCGGAUCUAGUAUCAUAUCUAAAACAACGGAAGUGGGAAUUCGGUUCCCGGGUAAACCUUCUAUCAACUCGGAACUACUUCGGGUAGAGGAAAAUUUCAACUUCACACUCGAAUGUGUUGUCAGUCUCGGAAUUCCUCCAGCUCAGGUCACGUGGUACGUCAAGCAUCCAGAUGAUGAGAAUUACAGUUUAAUUUCGCCAAUGGCUGACCCGGAAGACCAAAAGAGUGAGACAUGCGUACCUGUUGUCAACCAACAGAUAAUGACAUCUAUUACUGAAGAAACAAGCGGAAGUAUAUUUCAGUGUCGUGUGGAGGGACCGCUAAUUGAAAAUGAAAGCCAUCAAUACAGCGAUGAAAUAAUCGUGGAAACACCAGAACCGAUUGUGACUGAAGCCCCUUACGAGGUACCCUGUACUGGAAAAAACUGCAACGUCAACAAAACGGCUGCCCUAGAAUUCAAUGGUGCUCAGUCCAAACCAAAUGUUAUGGUCACCAUGAUAGCGUCUUUGAUCAUUCUCAUCAUAACACUUGCUCUACGGUAGUAAAAUGACGGACUACGAAAUCAAAGUGACCGACACAUCAGCAUACAAACGACGACCGAGGCUGUUUGGAAGAGCUGAACAACAUGAAAUUUCUAAAAAAAAAAAAAAAAAAAACAUGUUAAAAGACUGCAUUUAUCAUCAUGGGAGAUUAUGGAAACGGUGUCCCUGCAUGUGUUGAUUAGCUAUAAGGCCUGACUGAUGUUUAGAUAAUGACUGGCCAUUCAUCUGUAGGGUAUGGGUGAAAUGAGGAAAGGAAAGUUAUGUUAUAUCAGAAAAUGAUGUUCAGAACUCUUUUGAGAUGCCGAGUUUCCAAGGUAACCUACUUGUAGGUGUAAUCCGAAGGAGGUCAUGGUUCAUAUAGGGCUGUCUUUGUCUAUAUAUAUAGUGUGACAUUGAUGUACGGUAUCCUUGGUAACGCACCUUUAGGUCUGGAAAGUACUGACAAAUAUGAUAUACAUUCACGUGUGAGUGUGACACCUAUUCUAUUCAUUCAGCCGUCCAUUUCCGGUAUAAAUUAUUAAGGUAAUCUUAAUCAAAUUCUGCGAUCAUAUAAAAGUCACAAUUAAAGUUCAAAUUUACAAAUAAAAAAGCAGGGGAUAUUUUCAGUCUGAAUUAGAUGGGAUCUUACAGUCAAAUGGAUGCAGGUCGUGUUCAUGAUAGGCUCAUGUACGUGUACAUUAUAUUAGGUAUUCUAUAAGAGGAAUACACUAUCGUACAGUUAAUUUUUUUAAAUGAUCAGGCCACUGUCUAUGUGGAUAGAUUAUUAACUCAUGAACGUAUGUAUGUGAAUCAUUUUAGUUUUCCCAAGGCAUUUUGAGCAAACAUUUUCAUUGGACAUGAAAAAGAAUCUAAAAUUCAUAAAAUAUCCAUAUCCACAUUCUUAAAGAUAGUGAAAGCUGUAAUACAUAACUAAUAAUGACAUAGAGUGAUACGGGCGUGAAAGGGUCAAUCAUAAAUCAAAUUGCUUAUGUAGUGUAUCUAGUCUACUCUCUGCGUGAUGUAGAUUGAAAAUCCUUCAUGAUGUAGACAUUUUAUCGUAGUUAGUUUUGUUUAGAUAUAAACACUGGGUUGGUUUGAGGAAAACAUAGCCAGGAAAGACGUGGAGGAGUUAACGAACAGACACACUUGUCUAUCAUUUGGAUUGUAAAUAUGUGUGUUGUUUGGGAAUUAAACUAAAACGGAUAGUAAAUAUCAAAAUGACUGCAAACCUUGAAUUCAGAAUCGAGAUUUGACAUAGUAUUCCAGGAGUUGUUUUUUAUUACAUUGUGAAGGCUAGCUCUCACAAUCAGGUGAAUGGCAGCCUGUAUUCAUCGUCAUCAUCAUCGGGAUAUUAUUGUCCAUUCAUGUCACCGUUUCAUUAUAUUGAAAACGUUCCCUUCCAUUUUUUCAUUAAAGCUUACAAAACAUCAAUAGUCCAACACGUACGAAGGGAGACAACUUGGGACCGUUUAUCACACAAAGGAGGACCAGGCCAUUCCGUUAAAACAGAAUUUGAUGUACUAUUAUUUCCCUCAAUCUUAUCAUUUAUUCUGUUAUAAUGUAAGCUAACAGAGGAAAUUCGGAGUUUAGGUAAUUAAUAAUAUUGAAAACAACUCAACAUUCAUAAAUAUUAACCUCUGUCACGUGUUUCUAGUUUACAAGUUUAAGUUUGUUAUUAUUUGGUAAGUCUUUCUUCUUCUUUUUAAUAAAAUGUUUAAGUUCCACAAGCUUUCCAGAAGCAAAGAAAUUCGAAUGUAAAUAUUUGUCCGGAAUAUCGAUACACAAUGGGUACAGUUUUGCAUUUUUGUGUAAGCUAUGACAUCAUAAUGAAAACGGUCUUCGUACAAAGUAUUUGCAUUAUAUGAUAACUGAAAUCAUUUCUCAAUCAGGGAAAUGUUUUUAUGCUGAUACCUUCACUAAUGUGAACAUGUCAGGUGUUGCUUCGUAUAUUAUACAGGUUAUACAGAGAGUAAAUGUCACGUGACAUUUAUUUAUAGAAUAGAUAGUGUUAUGUCCUUUUCUGGGACUUUAUUUAUCAUUGAUGUAAAGACAACGCUGUCGUAGAAGGUCUGCUUGUGUGUUGACCUGAAUAUCUCGGACAUUUCCAGGUUUACGUUUCUUUGUAUAUGAUUAAUUUUUAUUUUUAAAGGAAGUCGGUAGUUUAAGAGGUCAUGUCCUGGUGCCCUCUCAUUUUAACUAAUUGCUAAGGGCCUUUUUCAUUUCUUCGUACUUAAAAGAGUAUAAAACACAUCCAGGUUAAGACAGAAAGUUCACAGGACAAGAAGAUAUAAAAUCUCGUAAUGGUGAUGAAUUAACGUCAUAGAAAUAUUAUACACUAAAGAUAUAUCCAACUACGCGGAAAAUGUGCAAUUUGAAUACAUUGUAGUCAACCUUUGUCUCAUAGAGUAUAAGUGUAUUUCUGAAUCGCACUUUUAUUUAUAUCCUAUUAGAUACAUUAUCCUUUAAUUUUCGUUCACUACCAUAAGUUUUUCUUACUUUAAGUGUUUAUAGACUCGUUCGAAAGUAUUUAAUGUAUACCCGACUGACGUGUAUAGUACAUUAUUACUCCGUUUGUUUCAAAUAUGAUGUAUUAAAUCUUAUAACGUGACUUACCCUGUAAAACAUGUACAGGGUCAUUUUACCAACCACGUUGUUUGAUAUCACUCAUUUUUUGUUUGUUUAAAUAGACUAAAUGUUACUAGAUACGUACCACGUGAUUUGAUGUACGGUUAACCAUGUAGCAGGUGACUAUAUAUGUAGUUAAAGCAGGUGACUAGAUAUGUAGUUAAAGCAGGUGACUAGAUAUGUAGUUAAAGCAGGUGACUAGAUAUGUAGAAAGUCACGUACCACGUGAUUUGAUGUACGGUUAACCAUAUAGCAGAUGACAAGAUAUAUAGUAAAUUACGUACCACGUGAUUUGAUGUACGGUUAAGCAUAUAGCAGGUGACUAGAUAUGUAGUAAAUUACGUACCACGUGAUUUGAUGUACGGUUAACCAUAUAGCAUGUGACUAGAUACGUAGUUAACUAUGUACCACGUGAUUUGAUGUAGAUUAACCAUAUAACAAGUGACUAAUUAUCUAUAAACCACAUACCACGUAAUUUGAUGUAGGUUAACCAUUACUAGAUGGGUAGGUUUAUAGUGUAUGUCAUACUAUAUACAUCAAAUGCAUGAGUAUGUGUUAUACUCCUUUGUGUAGUUAACACGUCAUUGUUCACGUCUUCUGAUUUAGAUAGAUCGGUCUUAUAUUUGUUUUAUAUAUUAUUUGGAUAUAUUUAUUAGGUAGAGUUCACGAAUAUAUUCUUUUGUGUUAUGAAAUACUCAAGGAAAGUGAUACUGUUGUAUGAAUCACAUGUGUAUGUGGUGUAUGUGUGUAUGUGACACUCAGGGGAGAACAUGCGUUCAUUUAUCAUUGUUGUGCUAUUAUUUAAUGAUAUAUCUCACAUCUUCAUGGGUGUUAUUAUGGAAGUAUGAAUGCAUCAUAGAUGAGUGUUGUAUACGUUGCUGUUUUCGAGCCUUCUUAAUGAUAUUAAUGCAGAUAUAUAUAUAUUAAAUGACAUGUGCUAAUUAUUGUUAUGUACAAACUAAUUAGUAUUUUCAGUUUUGAUUUUAUCAGUAGGUACGCACUAGUUUAUAUUAAGUAUAACCUUUAUUUUAUAUUAUAUAUGUGUUUACAUGAACAUAUUUAUGAUUUACAUCCUAACCUAUUAUGUGUACUAUGCGCUUCUGAAAUCAAACAGAAUUCGCGUGAAUAACAAUCAUCGGCUUUUUAUACAAAGUAUAUAUACCAUAUUUAUUUGGGUAGUUUUCAUAAAAUGUUUUACUCAGCAUCAUAGAUUGCUGAGGUACAAAUCCUCACUAGGGUUCACAUCCCUAUGAACAUAUAUGUGUGUGAAUAUUACCUACCACGAGUUCGCAUCCCUGUGAACAUAUUUGUGUGGUAUUUUUCCAAAGAUGCGUUCACAUCCCUAGGAACUUUUUAGAAUUUUUCCGCAUAUGUGUUCACGUCCCUAUGAACAUGUUUGUUAUUUUUCUGCCUGCAUUUUGCUCUUUAUGUAUAAACAUUACGCAUAAUAACCAUGUAUUGGUGUUUACUACGUUUCCCUAAAACUCAAAACUCAAAUUAUAUAAGAAAUCAUGGCAAACGAAUGUAUUCUUUCGAAAACCUUUCGGUUUGUUUGAGAGGUAGACAAUAACCAUUGAGUCCCGUAGUAUUAUUAUGGCCAUGUACAUAUGGGAUAUAACAUAUAAACAAUUAAACAAUACAGAUAUGAACUAAUUACACCCGUUAUUGUGUGUUGAUUCAAUCAUGAUAUCUAUAAAUUCCUUUUAAAAGAAUAUAUCCUAUAAAAGCUUCAGUCAGGAAUUUGAUGUCAAAGGAAAAUUAAAACCAACUACUGCACUAACAGUUAAAACAGUAACAAGAAUAAUCACACGAAUUAAAUCAUCAAUAACCAGAUUAAAGAUAAAUGUUUAUAGAUCAUAGUGUGACAAUGGAGAAUAUAGCUACUAACUGAAAUGACCUUUGAACCAUAUCAUAACUAUUACUUUAUUUUUUCCAUAACAUCAGCUGACUUACCUUACAUUAAGUUUAACGCAAUGCAAUAUUGCUAUCUUUGCGAUUUAUGCCGAUAAUAUGAUUUCCGGAAUUUAUCUUGAAGUUCCCGUGUCUAUGCAUACCUACAUUUGUAUUUAUGUCGACCGCUAGUUAGCCUCUGGUGCUUAUAGUGUUUUCCUAUGAAUCUAUCUCCAUGAAUAGACAUUUUAUCUAUAUAAGGCAAUUUUUUGUG
This is a messenger RNA of Pecten maximus, 5959 nucleotides long. RefSeq lists its product as uncharacterized. The coding region runs from base 253 to 1191 and encodes 312 amino acids. Lineage: Eukaryota; Metazoa; Mollusca; Bivalvia; Pectinida; Pectinidae. The record is from RefSeq and is a predicted model, not a curated record. The transcript is spliced from 5 exons. Gene Ontology annotation, cellular component: external side of plasma membrane. Gene Ontology annotation, biological process: cell surface receptor signaling pathway; positive regulation of T cell proliferation; immune response.